Molecule: messenger RNA, 3471 nt
Organism: Phasianus colchicus (ring-necked pheasant)
Lineage: Eukaryota; Metazoa; Chordata; Aves; Galliformes; Phasianidae
Product: acyl-coenzyme A synthetase ACSM4, mitochondrial-like
Biological process (GO): acyl-CoA metabolic process; fatty acid biosynthetic process
Cellular component (GO): mitochondrial matrix
Molecular function (GO): fatty-acyl-CoA synthase activity; fatty acid ligase activity
Source: RefSeq, a predicted model, not a curated record
AUAGCAAAAUGGAAGCAAUUCAUUAGACUGCAGAUCAUUUAUGAUUCUAGUGCUGAGAACAGAUAGAAGAGGGAGGACAUUUACAGUGACCAAAUGGAAACUGGAAACAUCCUUCAGUUCCACAUGAAACAAAAAGAAUCUCAGAAAAUCAAAUACCAGGUGCUCUGAUGUAAGAACAGAUAUCCUUCCAUCAUGUAGGUGAUGUAAGCAGCCUUGAAGGACUAAUCUAUAAUCUGUAUGGAUCAGCCAAGCUACAGACAGUAUGAUCAUGUCAGUAGUUUAAGUCCUUAAGAAGCCGUUGGUGCAAAAUACAUGAAAGCACGCUGGGGAACUUCGCAUUUAAACAUCAAUUUUGCUGUGAAUAGCCUAAGUGAAUUCAACUAAUAAUUAAUCAAUUCAUAAUAGAAUUAUCUUUCUUCGGUUAAUUUCAAGACAGUGUUUCUCUUUUUCAUUAUUUUUGUUACAGAAAAACAGUAGCAAUGAUUCCAUUAACUUUCUUAUGCAGUCUACAGCAUCUCCAUUUAUAUCCUGCCAUGAAGAUUUGUAAAUUACGGACUCUAAAAUCAUUGUGGACUCUGAAACCUCCUUGUAGGACUUUCCAUAGCCAUCCCAGGCUGCUUGUCUCUGAUGUGCACUCUCAGUACGAGUCUGUCAGGCGUGGUGAACAGGAAAUACCAAAGUACUUCAACUUUGCAAGUGAUGUACUGGACAAAUGGUCUGAGAUUGAAAAGGCUGGAAAAAGACCAACAAACUCUGCUUUUUGGUGGAUAAGUGGUAAUGGAGAGGAAGUAAAGUGGAGCUUUGAGGAGCUGGGAUUCCUUUCUCGGAAAGUGGCCAACGUGUUGACCAAAGUAUGUGGACUGCAAAAAGGGGACAGAGUCAUUGUGGUUCUGCCACGAAUCCCGGAGUGGUGGCUGGUGAACGUGGCUUGCAUUCGAGCAGGAAUUGUCUUAAUUCCAGGAACAUCUCAAUUAUCAGCCAAAGACAUAUUAUAUCGACUCCAGGCUUCGAAGGCCAAGUGCAUCAUCACCAAUGACACCCUGGCUCCUGCAGUAGACUCAGUGGCAUCUGAGUGCCAGUUUCUUGAAAACAAGCUGGUGGUGUCCAAAGGCAGUAGGGAGGGAUGGCUGAACUUCAAUGAACUGUACAAAAACCAGCCUGCUGACCAUUCCUGUGUCAAAACAAGGAUUCAAGAUUCAAUGAUUAUCUUCUUUACCAGUGGGACCACGGGUUCUCCAAAGAUGACCGAACAUUCCCAGGGCAGCCUUGGUUUUAGACCCCUGUUAUGUGAAAGGUACUGGUUGGAUGCAUCCCCGUCAGACACAGUGUGGGGCAUUACAGACACAGGCUGGAUAGUAACUUCAAUAGCAUCUGUAUUUGAUGCCUGGGCUUUGGGAUCAUGUGUCUUUGUCCACCAGCUCCCACAGAUUGAAUCAUCAGUUAUCCUAAAUACUCUCUGCAGAUUCCCCAUUGACUCCAUUAUUAGUGCUCCCACGCUGUACCGCAUGCUGGUGCAAACUGAUCUCUCCAGUUACAAAUUCAUGAACCUGAAGCACUGCAUGAGCGGAGGGGAGCCGCUAAACCCAGAAGUCAUUGAGCAAUGGAAAAGCAAGACAGGGCUGGACAUCUAUGAAAUAUAUGGCCAGACUGAAGCGGGAAUAAUCUGCUCUGUUUCUAAAGGAAUGAAGAUCAAACCUGGAUCAAUGGGAAAGGCUGCUCCCCCAUUUGAUGUUCAGGUUGUAGACAAAAAUGCUAAUAUUCUGCCUCCUGGACAACAGGGGGAAAUUGCUGUCAGAAGCAAACCCGUAAGACCACUUGGUUUAUUCACGGAAUAUGUAGAUAACCCUAAGAAAACUACAGAAAGCGAGCGUGGAGAUUUUUACAUCACAGGGGACAGAGGGACUAUGGAUGAAGAUGGAUAUUUUUGGUUUAUUGGAAGAGACGACGACAUCAUCAUUUCUUCGGGGUAUCGCAUUGGGCCAUUUGAGGUAGAGAGUGCCCUGAUAGAACACCCAGCAGUAGCAGAAACAGCUGUUGUCAGCAGUCCAGAUCCCCUCAGAGGAGAGGUUGUGAAAGCAUUUGUGGUCCUGUCUGACGCCUUUUUAUCCAGUAAUCGUGAGAGCUUAACCCGCGACUUGCAGGAGCAUGUCAAGAAAACUACUGCUCCAUAUAAAUAUCCCAGGAAGGUGGAAUUUGUCCAGGAGCUACCAAAGACAAUCACUGGGAAGAUAAAGAGGAAUGAAUUAAGAGCCAAAGAGUGGGGACAGAAGUAGCACUGUGUGGAAUUUAACAGAACUCCUGUUGUCCCAUUAAUGCUAUGUUUCUCUGUUAAAAUCGGCCUGAUCUGCUUUUGUUAAAUGCCUGAGCAUCAAAACUUGUACAUAACGCCAAGUGUGAUGUUUGCAUCUGUUUGCAAAAACUUCUAAUGUCGGCAGUGUUCACUGAACACAGGUUCAGUCCUGAUUCCCUGCUGGGAGAACAAACCAAAUAUACAAUUCCAUUCUAGUCCUUACUAUCCAAAAGUUCACCAGAACUUAGCUGGUGACCCAUCUCUUAUAUAUAACAUCCAGGAUGGUGCUGAUAAGAGGAAGUUUUUCACCUAGAGGGUGGUGAGGCACUGGAACAGGUUGCCCAAGGAAGCUGUGGAUGCCCCAUCCCUGGAGUCAUUCAAGGCCAGGCUGGAUGUGGCUCUGGGCAGCCUGGUCUGAUGAUUGGCAGCCCUGAACAUAGCAGGGAUUGAAACUAGAUAAUCAUUGUGGUCCUUUUCAACCCAGGCCAUUCUAGGAUUCUAUGAUUCUAUUAUACAGAUGGUUUAGCUCCAAGCUGUAGAAAGAGACAGGUGUGGAUUUGAGUUGCUUACAUGCACUGUCCUUAAAUGCAGCAUGCUUUAAACUGAAUGCAAUCCUUCUAACAUUUACUGAAGAUGGAAAGACUCCUCUGCUGAUACCAAAAGACCUUCCUAAACCUAUGUUCAUGUGUUAUGUGUUGAUGACCAGUACUGCCAGGCUCUACCAUGCUUUUUCCACAAAUGUUGUUUAAUACAGAGAGUGGCUUUGUUGCUCAUCCUCUAUUCUGAUCUACACAUACAAGAGGCAAAACUCCUGUGCCACUUCUGAUGCUCUUUAAAAUAAAGUUUGCUGUUUGGCAAGUGGCCCAAUUUGUAGACUAAACCACAGUUCUUUGCCACAGUAGCCAAGUGCUGCAUGAAGAGGCUACAUCAGCAACAACUUAGGUAGAGGUGAAACCAGUGAGAAAACUCCCACAGUCUGGUUUAGAUCAUCACAUCUGCUUAACUUUAAGCUCUCUGCUUUCUAAAGAAGUACGUACUAUAAUGUGCACACCCUUCCUCCUUACACUGCACAGACAACAGUGUGCCAAGCUUUAAGGCUGUAUUAGUUGUUAGCUGUCCAGCCUCAGGCUUUUUUAAAUUUUAUGUACUCCUCUUCCUUCCCUUCCCUUCCCCUCCCUUCC